GCGGGUUCCUGGGUGACAAACGAGGAAGGCCCGGGUGUACGGCGGUAAGGAGAAGGAAGCUCAGGCUGUGUACCUUGCUGGUGAAUUAGAUGCCUAGCCGUGGCUAUGGCUACCAGCCUGGAUGCCGAUAUUGUUCGGGAGGUGUUAGAAUGCCCCAUCUGCAUGGAGACCUUCAACCAGACUGCAAUAAGACCGAAGCUCCUGCAGUGUGGACACACCAUAUGUAAGCAGUGUCUGGAAAAGCUGAUAGCCGAUAGCAUUAAUGGAGUACGUUGCCCCUUCUGCAGUAAAAUAACCAGGAUGAACAACCUGUCCCAGCUGUCAGACAAUCUGACGGUUUUAAAGAUUAUUGACUCAGCCAGCCUGAGCGAGGCGAUGUGCAUGGUCAUGUGCAAAGUCUGUCGCAAGAGGCUGCCUCGCAACUUCUGCCAGAAAUGCGGCCUGGUCCUCUGCGAGACCUGCAGGACUGACCAACACCAGGCGCAGGGGCACCCGGUCGUCACCAUCCGGGCCGCAGCCGAGCAGCGGCGGAAGGAGAUCGGGGCCAAGCUCGGUGGGCUGCGGGAAAUGCUGGCCGAUAUGCAGCGCAAGAAGGCAGCGGUGGAUGCUGUUGCGAAAAGCAUGCAGGCCAAGUACAAGGCCGUCCACCAGGAAUAUUCCCGGGCCGAGAGGAGGGUGCAGGAAGAGCUGGCCAAAUCCCGCAGGGCUUUCACCUCGGCUGUGUCGGAAGUGGAGAGGAUGAACAACCAAGUACUGGAGGAACAUGCCUACCUGAUCAACAUCGCGGAGGUGCAGAUUGUCUCUCGGUGCGAUUACCUCAGCACCAAAAUCAAGCAGGCAGACACUGCGCUUCUGGAGGAGGACGUCGACGAAGAAGAUCCUGAUCUGACUAACAACAUGCCUGCUCAGUUGACACUGCAGCAGCCGGAACUGGUUAAAAAGGAUCACCUGGAUCCCAUUGAAGUUGGUCAGCUUGAAUCGAGGCCUCACACAGUCACCAUCCAAGAAACGCUCAUGGAGACGUUCGCCCCCUCUGAGCUGGCCCAAGAGGUAGACUCUUCCAAAGAGAUGGCCAGCUUUCCAUCUCCAGCUUCUCCACCCAAAAGCAGGGUGCCUGAAAGCGUGGCCUCCGGGCCUCCGAGCUGCCAGCUCCUGAAGAAGAUCGGGUCACAUGGCAACCUGCCUGGGAUGUUCCACCUCCCGGUGAGCCUGUGCGUGACUGUGCAAGGGGAAGUGCUGGUGGCAGAUCGGGGCAACUUCCGGGUGCAGCUCUUCAACAGGAAAGGCUUCAUGAAGGAGAUUCGAAGAAGCCCAAACAGUAUCGACAACUUUGUUCUGAGUUUUCUUGGCGCUGAGCUCCCCAACCUGAUACCACUUUCUGUGGCUGUGAAUAGCAGCGGCUUAAUUGGCAUCACAGAUAACUAUGACAACUCUGUCAAGAUCUACACGACUGGGGGCCAGUGUGUGGCCUGUCACAGGAACCAGCUGACAAAGCCCUGGGGCAUUGCAGCAAUGCCGUCGGGGCAGUUUGUGGUGACAGAUGUGGAAGGCGGGAAGCUGUGGUGCCUAACAGUUGACCGUAACGUUGGCGUGGUAAACUACUCCCGGCUGUGCGGCGCGGUCAGGCCCAAGUUCGUGACCUGUGAUGCCAACGGCAGCAUCUACUUCACCCAGGGCCUGGGCCUGAACUUAGAGAACAGUCAGAACGAGCACCACUUGGAGGGCGGCUUCUCCAUUGGCUCCGUCAACUCGGAGGGGCAGCUCAGCCGACAGUACAGCCACUUCUUCGCCGAGAACGAAGACUUCCGCUGCAUCGCGGGGAUGUGCGUCGACACGGGUGGGAACCUCAUCGUUGCUGACAGCGGACGCAAGGAGAUCCUCCUCUUUCCCAAGGAGGGUGGGUUUGUCAGCCUGUUGCGGGAAGGCCUGGUGUGUCCAGUUGGUGUGGCUGUGUCAGCAAAGGGCCAGCUUCUGGUGUUGGACUGCUGGGAUCACUGCAUUAAGAUCUACAGCUAUCAUGCAAGGCGGCAGAUUGUAAACUGAUCUCCAAAAGGCAAGUGAGCUCGUUCCUGUCAGCGGAGCAAUCAACUGUUUUAGACUUGGUCUCCUUGUCCUUGUGAAAUGGAGACCUCACUGACGAUAACAAUAUCUAAUUAAGAUCUGACCAUGAAACUAACUCUUCUGCAUGCUGGAAAGCAUAUUAAAUAGACCACUCUGGCACAUGGUCACGGCAAACGGUCAGAUCAUUUGAUCUGCAGUUUGUAAAACAGUACUUGAAGUUACCUUGCUUCACAGUGAAUGCCACUUUAAUAAAGCGUUUUAGAAAAUUAAAUUAGUUUUUUUUUAAUACUGCAUUCUGGAACAGUAAUGAUAAUCUCAAAAGAAAAAUUUGCAAAAUGUUUUCUUGUUUCAUUUCUUGAGCACCCUAAUGCAUUGAAAGUAUGGUUGGCGUUCUUGGCCCAAAACAUUGAUUGUUUAAUCCCCUCCAUAGGUUCUGCUGAAUUCCUCCAGCAUUUUGUUUGUGUUUCAGAAUGGUUGUGUUUAGACAACAGCCAGUUUUGAGGCUGUCACUUCAGCUAAGUUAAUAAGAUGUUUUGUUGACAGACUGAUAAGGAAAGUGGAGUUUCUUUUAAAUAAAGCAGUUACUCUCUCAAGCCUAUUUUUGUGUAUCUGGUGUAAACUGAUGCGGCACAGAAGUGCUCUGCAGAUAGG
Messenger RNA from Mobula hypostoma (lesser devil ray), 2712 nucleotides. It is a transcript of the gene trim32, whose product is annotated as tripartite motif containing 32. The record is from RefSeq and is a predicted model, not a curated record. The coding region runs from base 106 to 2043 and encodes 645 amino acids. The transcript has 2 exons. Lineage: Eukaryota; Metazoa; Chordata; Chondrichthyes; Myliobatiformes; Myliobatidae. Gene Ontology annotation, biological process: protein K48-linked ubiquitination. Gene Ontology annotation, molecular function: zinc ion binding; protein binding; ubiquitin protein ligase activity.